AUGAGUGAAAUCUAUGAUAGGAGAGACUUUUAUAAACCGAUAGCUACUCCAUUUGAUGUUGAAACUGCUCUAAAUGUAGACUUAGAAACUAACCCUGAAUGGAUUCACAAAUUUUCAUAUGAUUUUAAUGAUUAUCUGGACAUUUGUGGUGAUAUAUCAACUACUUAUAAGCAAACUGAAGAUAUAAGUUUAUUAACAAAUAAAGUAAGGGUGCUGAAUCCCGAAGUGGUAGAAAAUAAUAAUGGUGAUCAAACGGUAGCUGUAAAAAAUGAUGGGACAAUAGCUCUUGGUAAUUCAGGAGCUGGAUAUUUAUCAAAAAGGAUGUGGAAAGGUUUAGAACAAAACUUAGGCCAAACAGAAGUGGAAUUGGCCAAAGAAGGGCGGUCUGGAAUCGCAUCGAAGUAUGAGAAUGAACAAAUUUAG
Diabrotica balteata is the source of this 423-nucleotide messenger RNA. NCBI's taxonomy places the organism in Eukaryota, Metazoa, Arthropoda, Insecta, Coleoptera, Chrysomelidae. The record is from the annotation of a GenBank genome assembly.